Tinamus guttatus (white-throated tinamou) is the source of this 2037-nucleotide messenger RNA. The record is from RefSeq and is a predicted model, not a curated record. NCBI's taxonomy places the organism in Eukaryota, Metazoa, Chordata, Aves, Tinamiformes, Tinamidae.
UUCCAUGGGCAGGCCUGCAUGCCUGGCACGCUCGUCGUCUGCUUGCCCCAGAUAAAGGUUAUGAGUGCGGGACACAAACAUAUGGAACCGCUGCAAGAAAUCCCGUUCGUUGUGCUAAGACCCAUUCUUGAAGAAGGUGAUGCCUUUCCUUGGACAAUCAAUCUGCAUAAUUUCAGUAUAUAUACUCUCCUUGGGCAACAGAUGACACUAAAUUUAGUGGAUCCAAUGGGCUGUACUUCUACUUUAGCUGUUACUUCACAGAAGCUGCUUGCUUCCGGGCCAGAAUCCAGACACUCAUUUGUCGUCUGCCUCCAUGUCGACCUCGAGUCCCUUGAAAUAAAAUGCUCGAACCCCCAGGUGCAGCUUCUGUAUGAACUGGCAGAGAUCGCAAGUAAAGUUUGGAAAAAAAUUCAGAAGAAAGGAAUUCUUUACCAGUCUUCUGUCUAUCCUGAACCCGUGGCGGGAGCUGUUGCUCCCAGCUCUCCGGUGAGGAGCAGCGUUGGUACCGCUCCACCAGACACCAGCACGUGCAGCCCAUCUGCUGACGUGGGCACCACCACAGAGAACUAUAAGACGGUGGUAACUAGUGGUUUUGAAGUGUCUGUGGCACUUGUGUUGCUUGUGGCUUGUGGUGACGAUUCUCCAUUCUCAGACUCAGUUACACUGGAACAAACUACAAGUAAUAUUGGAGUCUCCAGCGGACGUGUCAGCCUGUGGAUGCAGUGGAUGUUGCCAAAAAUUACUAUAAAACUGUUUGCUCCUGAUCCUAGAAAUAAUGGCACAGAAGUUUGUGUCGUCAGUGAAUUAGAAGAUCUCAGUGCCUCAGUGGAUGUACAGGACGUGUAUACCAAAAUCAAAUGUAAAAUAGAAAGCUUCAAUAUUGAUCAUUACAGAAACAGCCUCGGAGAAGACUCUUGGUCUCUGGGGCAAUACGGAGGUGUUUUCCUUUCCUGUACUGACAAGCUGAACAGACGUACCUUGUUGGUUCGACCCAUGAGCAAGCAGGACCCUUUCAGUAAUAUCUCUGGCUUCUUUCCUUCUACAACUGCAAAGCUUUUGGAUGGCUCACACCAGCAACAUGGGUUUCUUUCUCUCACUUACACAAAGGCUGUGACAAAAAAUGUGCGGCACAAACUGAUAUCAAGAAACGAGCGGAGAACGUUCCACAAGUUGUUGGAAGGUCACACAGAUGGAUCUCCUCACUUUCUUCAUGAGAUCCUUCUCUCUGCCCAGGCGUUUGAUGUGGUCCUCUGUUUUCCUUUGCUUAAUGCAAUUGCAAGCAUUUUUCAAGCCAGGUUGCCAAGGAGCCAAAAGGAGAAAAGAAAGUCACCAGGCCAGCCUAUGAGGACUCACACACUCACCUCCCGCAAUUUGCCUCUGAUUUAUAUCAACACUGGUGUAAUUAGAGUCUUUUUUCCCAAAAAUGAGGAAAACCAUCAUAACGCAGAAGCUAAUCCAGCAAUUAAAGAAGAUACUUUGGUUCUCAAGAUUGGAUCUGUCUCUACGGCUCCCCAGGCUGACAACCCUCUUAGUAGAGCUGUGCUCAGAAAAGACAUUUAUCAAAGAGCACUGAAUUUAGGGAUACUUCGAGACCCUGGAUCAGAGGUUGAAGACAGACAAUAUCAAAUAGACCUCCAGUCUAUAAACAUUGGUACAGCUCAUUGGAAUCAGUUGAAACCGGAGAAGGAAAAUGCAAAAGGAGGAGUGCUAACGGAGAGCGAAAGAAAUUCUCAAAAUCCAGCGCUUGAAUGGAACAUGGCCAGUAGCAUAAGGCGGCAUCAGGAAAGGAGAGCAAUUUUAACUCCAAUUUUAACAGAUUUCACAGUUCGAAUAACUGCAGCUCCUGCUAUUAUUUUCACAAAAAUUGAUGCUCCAGAGAAUUUGCACCCAGAGGAGAUUUUAGUGUGUGGUCAUUCUUUGGAGGUAAAUGCAACAACAAAUCUGGAUUUCUUCCUCAGUGUGGCUCAAGUACAACUUCUUCAACAGCUAGUAGAAGCCAACAUGGUUGGACUGGAACCUUCCAGUAGCACUGCUGAG